Messenger RNA from Arachis ipaensis, 1026 nucleotides. NCBI's taxonomy places the organism in Eukaryota, Viridiplantae, Streptophyta, Magnoliopsida, Fabales, Fabaceae. The record is from RefSeq and is a predicted model, not a curated record.
UGUGGAUAGGUAUUUCUCCGAGAUCCACGGGAUGAAAACGUAGUCCCUGUUGUUGAAGAACUCAAAAGGCGAUUGGCUCGCCAUGUAGACUACUCAACCUUGCAAUUUCAAGCAUUGGAGGUAGCCCUAGAAGCCAUUUGUAGUUAUCUCGCUGCACGUACAACGGAACUGGAAAUGGUUACAUAUCUGUCGUUGGAAAAGCUUACGAACAAGGUGAGAGAUGAGCUUGAACGUCUAUUGGACGAUGACCAAGAUAUGGCUGACCUGUGCUUGUCAAGAAAGCUGCUUUCGCCAGUUAGUAUAUCAGGUGCUGCUAAUAAGGCUUCUAUCUCCCCAACCUCAGGAUCCAAGAUCUCAAGUUUAUCAACAAUUCACGGUGAAGAAAAUGAUGUGAAGGAGCUUGAAAUGUUAUUGGAGGCUUAUUUCGUGCAAAUUGACCGGACACUGGAAAAAUUAAUCAAUAUGAAGGAGUACAUUGACGGAACAGAAGAUUAUAUUAAUAUACAGAUUGACAGUCGUCGAAAUAAGCUGAUUAAGUGGGAGCUCGUCCUUAGCUCAGGAAAUCUUUGUUUAGCUAUCUUUGCAUUGAUGACCAAUGAUAUAUUUGGCUUGAGUUUUCCGUACAAUUGGAAUAAGAACCAUGGUUUCAUGUUCAAAUGGGUAAUAAUUGUCACAGCAAUGUGCACUGCAUCUCUGUUUCUCACAAUUAUUGCUUAUGCUCGCAAGAAGGGGUUACUUUGAAUCUUUGAUAAUUUUAGAAGGUAAAAUAUAUAAACUAACAUGUAAUUAGAAAUCUCCUUCCAAGUUCUAACAAUUAUCAAACAGUGGUUAUAAUCUCUGAAAUUACAUUGCGGGCCCUUGCAUAGUUUUGUAACAAUUACUGAUUUAUUCGUAACUACUUCUUUAGGGCUGCGGGCUUUACAUGGAGUAUAACAACUUUAUAAAAGAGCUAUUCGAGCUUAUAUAUACUGCACUUUAAGUAUAUGUGAGCAUCUUAAGUAUUAGUUGAAUAUUACUUAUGUUUCU